Rubroshorea leprosula is the source of this 2259-nucleotide messenger RNA. The record is from the annotation of a GenBank genome assembly. NCBI's taxonomy places the organism in Eukaryota, Viridiplantae, Streptophyta, Magnoliopsida, Malvales, Dipterocarpaceae.
AGUAGGGCAGAAGUCGGAGACGGCGACGGCGACGGCGACGUCUCAGCUUGUGGACAGGUGUUAACUUCCGAAAUUAGGUAUUGUGGUUAGGGGGCAAAGAAUGUCUGAAGAGGCAAAGUUUAGGCAAAAGUUGGACAAGAAACUCAAAGUGGCAAUUGGGAAAUCCAAGAAUUCCAAGCAAGGGAUUGAAAAGGAUUAUUUAAGUGUUCUAAAUGGUAAGCCUCACAAGAUACAGAAUGGUGAUAAGAGGAACUCCAAAUCAAGCUCAGAAUGUAAAACAGUUUCUGACAGGAGAAGGAAGAGAGUUUUUGCAGCCAUGGAUGGCAGUGCACAUGAUGCCACAGGUGCACCCUAUAGAAAGGCUUUAUCAUCCAGGAAAGGACAGGAUCAACGGAAAAGAAAUGACAAAUCUAUUCGUUCAAUGUGGGUUUCUAAUGGACCAGAGGACAUUGGCUCUACCAAUAAAGCUACUUCUCUUAAACUUAAGAAUGUGGUCAAAAGUACACAAGAAAGCCAUGGUAAAUUGAGAACCAAUUCGAAGCAGUUAUAUAAAACAGAUGUUGGUGCAAAAGGUUCAUUGAAGAAACAUGUCAAAAACAUAUCAAAUUCAAGAAAGCGCAUGGACCAGAGUCCAAAUGCAUCUCCUUUGCUUUCAGCCAAGAAAACCCUGGUUGGUGAUUCAGAAAUCCUUGAUGAUCAGCCAAAGAAGAGGAAGAGAGUUAUAAGGUUAGAUCCAUAUGAUAUUUCAAACAAGCGAUUGGAUGAUGGGAUGUCUAUUAAUGAAAAUACCAAAGAGAAAAAAAAUGAUUUGGAAAAAGAUGCUGAAAUUUCAAAGAAUGCACAGUUCCGAGCAAUACAACCCAGUCCCUCAAUACUUUCCUUUGUGGAAGAUAAUCUCUUGGGACGUAGACGAUCAAUUGAGCUACAACGAGCAGGCUACAAUACUGAGCUUUAUGCUCCAUUGGAUAAUGUUGCUUUUUCUACAAGCUCUGAAAGAGAACGUAUUGAAGAAAAUAUAUUCAGGAAUAAGUUGACUUUUUUCGCUGCUGCAAAGGUUUCAUCAUCAUUCCCACCUCCUGAUAUUCCAGAGAUUGCAUUUGCUGGGAGGUCAAAUGUUGGAAAGUCAUCACUGCUUAAUGCACUCACAAGACAAUGGGGUGUUGUGCGGACAUCAGACAAACCAGGCCAUACCCAGACUAUUAAUUUCUUCAAGCUAGGAUCAAAGCUCUGCCCGGUUGAUCUGCCUGGGUAUGGCUUUGCUUAUGCAAAGGAAGAAGUAAAGGAGGCAUGGGAGGAGCUUGUGAAGGAGUAUGUUUCCACCAGGGUUGGUCUAAAACGAGUUUGCCUUCUUAUUGACACAAAAUGGGGUAUGAAGCCAAGAGAUCAUGAACUGAUUGAUUUAAUGGAAAGAUAUCAAACUAAGUACCAGAUUGUAUUAACUAAAACUGACAUGGUAUUUCCUAUUGAUGUGGCACGUCGUGCAACACAAAUUGAAGAGAACCUCAAGGCAAACAAGUCUGUUGUUCAACCUGUGGUAUGGAGAACGUAGUGAUUUGCUGAAUUAUUAUAAGUAGCUACCUUUGUAAUGAAUGUUCCUUUUUAUCUCAGAUGAUGGUGAGCUCAAAGUCUGGGGCUGGCAUCCAGAGUUUAAGAACUGUGCUGGCUAAGAUUGCUCGUUUUGCUAAGCUUUAAUUCUUUGUAAGGUAGAUGGUUUUGUCCUUUCAUAGCAUUGCAUUACUAAAAUUAAAUGUUUACAUGGAUGUUAAAUUUUGCUUUUCAAAAGCAAAACUAAUAAUAAAUUGCAGCGCCUCAAAUCAUUACUUUCUUUGUUCUAAAUUGGUUGUUGACAUUCUCUUGCAUGUUGGGGACUACUAUACUGCAGGUAUAAUUAUGCUGUUAAGUUUGUUUGCCAGUGGCCUUUCAUUCUUAUUUUAAUCAGCUGGAGGAUGUUCUGUUACCAUUUAAUUUUUUGUAGGAAAUUAUUAGUUGAGAUCAGAAAUGAGAAACCUUGGAGGGAUGCGCUGUAUUUUUUGGUUUUCAUUGUGGUGUGAACAAGAAGAGGAGGUUUGAAACUCAUUAGGGUUGUUGUAAGUCAUUAUCAGUACCUAAAAAUUGAAAUGCCAGCGAAUUUUUUACGAAAAUAAUACGAGCUUAGUUGUGGGAUUCAGGUCAUGGUAUCAAUCUCCAAUCAAAUUCCACUAUUGUGCUGUGGUGGAAGAUAAGCUGAAAAAUGUUUUCAAAGAAAAUAGAAAACCAAUA